Messenger RNA from Limanda limanda (common dab), 4527 nucleotides. It is a transcript of the gene mxd1, whose product is annotated as MAX dimerization protein 1. The record is from RefSeq and is a predicted model, not a curated record. The coding region runs from base 778 to 1443 and encodes 221 amino acids. The transcript is spliced from 6 exons. Gene Ontology annotation, biological process: negative regulation of transcription by RNA polymerase II. Gene Ontology annotation, molecular function: RNA polymerase II cis-regulatory region sequence-specific DNA binding; protein dimerization activity; DNA-binding transcription factor activity, RNA polymerase II-specific. NCBI's taxonomy places the organism in Eukaryota, Metazoa, Chordata, Actinopteri, Pleuronectiformes, Pleuronectidae.
UCCACAGAUCAACAAGCCUGUGUUUUGGACGCAGUUUGACAAACAGCCUGUUUUCUGUCGCUGAAGUCAGUCGCUCUCUGCGCUUCCUUCCAGCCAGACGUGUCACUCUUGAAACUGCGGUGAAACCAGCACUGAAACCAACAAACAAGACGGUGGAGAGGACAGCGUCGGUGUAACUUUAAUGACAGCGGGCUUGUGUUUUUCUCUCUGACGUUUCACCUCCAGGCGAGUCAACAAGACAGCGUCACUCUCCAAAACCGAGCCAGGAAGAAGUGUCCAGAAGGUUCCGACAGUCUGUCACCAGCGCAAACAUUAGCCUUAACUUAUUUGAUCCCUCAAACAGAAUAGUACACAUCCUCAGUGAACCCUCGACUUGUUUUUUAUUUUUUCAACUAUAAAAACAAGGCUUAUUUGGUUGCGUUUUCUUGGAGAGCUAGCCAAAACAAUAUUAAGCUAACUCUUGUUUUUCCAAAGCUGUCAUAAGUGUUAGCACCACCAACCUCCAGCUAGCAACCAGCUAACACCGAAUCCAUUCAUCGGGCCAUCGCUGAGGACAUCACACAACCCGGUUUGCCUCUCCAGCUUCCACCGGUGCAUUUCACUUUGAAUCAGCCCGGUCCGACCCGCUGCAGGAGCGGACUCCUCACCGGCACCUCUCGCCUCCAGGAAGCGGGGAUCCGAGCACCAGCGAGCGGCCAGCGGAGCGUCAGAGCCCGGUGGGGGGGAGCAGGGAUCCCUCAUCGCACUGUCACAUUAUUAUCGGUGUUAUUGCUGAAAAUGGCGGCGAUCGGAAUGGUGCAGAUGUUGAUCGAAGCAGCCGAGUACCUGGAGCGCAGGGAGAGAGGAGCAGAACACUGCUAUGCCUCCAUGCCACCCUUCAUCAGCGGUGGAGAGAGGGAAAGCUUGAAAAGGAAAAGCAAAAGCAAGAAAAACACAAGUAGCAGGUCUACACACAACGAAAUGGAAAAGAACAGACGGGCAAAUCUACGGCUGUGUCUAGAGCGACUGAAAUCCCUGGUUCCCUUGGGACAAGAUGCUAACAGGCACACUACCCUCAGCCUGCUGAUGAAGGCCAAAGAUCACAUCAAGAGGUUGGAGGAGAGCGACAGGAAAGCUCAGCACACCGUAGAGCAGCUACAGCGGGAGCAGAGACACCUGAGGAGGCGCCUGGAACACCUGGGGGUGGAGAGGACCCGGAUGGACAGCACCGGCUCCACUGUGUCCGACAAGUACGACUCUGACCAGGAGGACCUGGACGUGGAUGUGGAGGGGACAGACUACCUGCUGGGUGACCUGGAGUGGAGCACCAGCAGCGUGAGCGACUCGGGAGACGAGGGAGGAAGCCUCCGCAGCAGCUGUAGCGAUGAGGGCUACUCCAGCGCCAGCCUGCUGCGCCUGCAGGACACUCAGGAGACGGCCAAGCAGCUGGGCUGCAGCCUAUAAACAGCACUGGUCACUGACCCAUCACCCACCUCCUCCCCUCAGCCAAUCCCGUCCCCAGAUGCUCUCUCGACUUCCUUGACCUGCUCAGACCUCACCCCUCCUUCCUUUCUUUCCUCCCUGCCUCCCUCUCCUCCAGGACUGACCCACGUCCGAGGCCUCUCCUCCACUCAGGCCUCCGGGUCUUCCUGUCCCCACGGAGGCUUCUAUUUGGGCUGCAACUUCUCCCUAAGACACCCGCCCAUAUUUAGCCGUCAUCAGCGGUCACUCACUCUGCUCUACACCAAUCAAAUGAGUGGGAUUUUAAAGACACUCCACCUCCAUCCGUCCCCCCCCAUUUGUCAGAACCACAACUUUCAGCCAGAGAAUGUUACCACACAAUAUCCCACUGCCUCUUUUUCUAUGCCUCAAGAGCCAUAGGAAGAACUUAAUGAGAUUUCACUCAUACUUCACACACACACACAAACACACACACACGCAUACAUAACACACACAAACACAUACCCAAACAUACACCCCUCCAUCGCUCCUUGUUGUCCAUUGAGACAGAGUCCCUCCCAAGGUGUGACACUGACAUGGGAUGGGGCUUUUUUUCAACACCCUGCUUACCAGUCAACCAUCGGUGCGUGGUGAUUUGCACUUAAAAUAGCUUUUUGUAAAACUGUGUCAUCUUUUUCAAACACUGUUGUCUCUUAAAAACGUAAAGGCCCCCUCACUGCAGCUGUUAUCAUAAGUGAGUGUUUGAGACAUGUCAGUUGGCUGCCCGUGCUGUGUGGUGCAGCAGACUUUGUGGACACUAAAUUAAAUUGUCGGGGCCGACAGCAAUACGUCCCUUGUACCCAGGUUUUUCGCUGGCAAUCGGGUAACUAUCCUUUAAUUUUAUGUCCACGCCUGCAGUUCAGAAGGGAAAGUUACACAAAAACAAACAAAAAAACUUGUGCAGCAUGAGAUUGUUAAGGGCUGGGGUAUUUGGGAGGGUUUAUGGGGUGGGUUUCAAUGUUCUCUGCCUCUCUCUGAUGAUGGUGGCGUUUUUAAAGCAUCCUUUUAUCAUAUGUGUGUUUCUCACGUUCGAGCCUGGCAACGACAGGAGUCACUGGCAGAUUUAAGAAACUUAAAAGACAAAAACACCAGCCACCACCAGGUGGAAUGCUGGGAUAUUUUUGGCAAGUUCUGGAACAUGUUUGUACACUUGUUCUUCUUCACUGCCCUGUUCACCUAAAAGAAGCGAAGAACCCACCUACUGAGACCAGUCAAGAGACUGGAGCACAUUCCACUAUGUAGAAAGGACAGGCAGGGUAGAAUGAGAUAGAAUUAUUGAUGAGGUAAUGAGGUAGAAUUAUUUUUAUGGGGCGAAUGUUCUUGCCAAUGUCUUAGGAUGGGUAGAGUUAGGUAUGAGACGAUGGUAGUCACCCAACAAAAUGACCGGCUUUGACUCUUCAGUGGGAACAUGCUGUGGCCACAUCCACACUACUACGUUUUAAAUGUUUAAAAUGCACCAACUUUGCUACAAAUACACCUGGCAUCCACACUACUCUGAAGUUUUAGAAAAAUAACGGUUUUAGUUUGAAAACUCGGGCACAGCGUUUUAAUCUGGAAAGGCAGAAACAGAAAUGUUUGGAAAUGAUGACGUAGACACUCACGAACAGUUGCUGAUUGGUUGUUUCAGUCACGAUGUUGCCUUCACUGACUCGUCAGGCUCCUUUCGCCUGAACCCCUUCCAUAAGAAUACAACCAGCAUUAGCUUCAGCUAACAGUGUAGAACGCAACAUGUAUAAUCAUUUACAAGUGUUGCUGACCCUGUUGUCUUUGCUAACUGCUGUUUUGCAGUAAAAUCCUGCAUUUUACAAUGGUACAACUGUUUACAUGCGAGAAAACCAGCUGUUAGUUGAGUGAACUGCAACAAUUCCUGCGUCCAGCAGGACAGCCAUGCCUUCCUGUUUAAAUCGUCAUGCGCUUGCCUAGUGUUCAUGUUAUAUGGCGUGUUAUCCUAGGCGUGUGUGUGGACAAAAAUCGUUUCAAACGUAAACGUAGUAGUAUGGAUGUCGCCUGAGAAAGUUUACCUCUUUCUUUUUGUUCGCAUCGGAUGAGCACCAAAAUGUAAAAACCCCAGGUUUUCUUUCCUCCGCCUUGCCUUGAUAGCUAUUUAUUGUUUCUGCAAAAAAAGUACACAUUUUAAUGUAAAUAGUUUACAGAAAGAUCUUUAUGUCUAUCAACAAAUGUAUUUAUUAGAUAUACUAAAUAUAUAUAGAUUAAUAUAUAUACAUAUAUUUAGUCAUAGCCUAUGUUCUUCUUGUGAGGUUUAUUGAGAGUUUCCUAUGUGUAGUUUUUUUUGCAAAGCAUAGUCAAUCUAUAGAAUAUUUAGAGAGGUCUCCUGUGCUUCAAGGCUUUUGUGUCUGUUCAGAUUUCGGCACAGUGCUCCUUGAAAAGUUAAAUGUGAUGAUUCAAAUUUGUAGCUGUUUUCAAAGCCAUCUUGCCCUUUAAGGAGGGAUAAUAGGACAAAAAAUCGGUAUAACUUCUACGAUUGUGCGAGAGGUACUGGUGGCCAGGUUGAGGGCGGUGACGACUCCUCUGGCAAAAAUAUGUUGCCGGUUUCGUCCAUUUUCACGCCAAGAAGCCUCAAACAAAAUGGCUGCUCUCACUGUGAGAUCCUAGUCCCUUGUUUGGUUCAGAAUCAUCGCGGGCGGGAAGAGGAUCGCAGCUUUUCUCUAUAUGCAGACGUCCUCAACCCGUGCAGCACGGUGCCAAAGGAACCUCUCCGGCUCCUGCACCUGCCACUUGUGAACCUCAGUUAAAGCAUGACGAUGGUAGACCAAAAAAAUGAAAAAAGGAAAUUUGAAAAAUACGUAUUGUUAAUUGUAAGAUUUAUUGUGGAAUGCUGCUUUAUCUUUUGAAUCUUUUUGUGAAACGAUUCUUUUGAAUCGGAAAACGUGUAGCUGCGCGAUGAAGGGGAAAUGUAUCGAUACAGUAGGUGUGACUGGGCAGAUGUGUUCGCCUGGACGCCAUCUGUCAGUGUGUGCAUGUGUAUAAAGUGUGUGUGGUUGUGCGUGUGUGUGUUUAUUUCGUCACUGUCUUCAGAGAGAAAUAUUA